UCUUCAGACGAAGACAUUCCCAUCAUGGCUGAGUUAUGUGUCAUUCAUUGGCCGUCACUCCCUUUCAUUUUCUCUAUUGGUUUGAUUCUAAAUUCGCAGUCACACAGUUUCCACAAAAGAAAAUUUACCAAUUUUUUGUGCAUACCAAUUUAUCAAUAAAUUGCACUUAAUUCUAAAAAUCAAAACUGGAAAUAAAACGUAGUGAAAUGUGUUAGAAAAGAAGUGGUUUUAAGACCGCGAAAUAAAAUUGCCUGGUUGUGAAGUGUCAGCGAAACUGAAAUUGUGCUGAAGAAUGACGUAAAAACUGAAAAUUUGCCAGAGUCGAAAAUAUAAUUCAAUUUUAUUGUAAUUAAGCAACGCCUUACAUAUGUAUGUAUAUGACUGUUAAGUAUUCGGAGUAUAGGAUAUAUUAAGAUUACAAAAUGAGUAAGCCAGAAACAGAUUCCGAUAGUUCGGAAGAAUUUUUCGAUGCUGAAGAUUCAACGCCCAAUCGCCUUUCUACCCUAAGUCGCAAAUGCAAGUUAUCACUUGAAAGUACGCAAACGCAAGAUGGAUUUAUUUUUCCAGAUCCGGCUGUGCGUGUUAACCCCUCAUCCGAUAGCGAUGCGACUCCGAUAGGAGGUGGUACGCCAGCCACUAGUAGUCCAACCAGUAGUCUUAGCUUGGGUGCUCGCGGACCCAAGCCGGACAUGUUUGUCGAACCGAAACCUGUCCAGGUAAGAAAGUAGCUAAAAUUCAAUCUAACAUUUCGUUAAUGUUUUAUAAUUUAUGGCACUAUAAUCAUAAUUAAAUUUAUAUGUAGCUGUUUGCACGGAAGUUUAUUGACCUGUUUAAUAGUAUAUUAAGUGGUUUUUGUAAUAAACAACAAAAUUUUUUAAAGUAUUUGCGCCUAACUUCUACGAGAAAGUCCAUUAACUAAAUAUUAAUAUCAGUAUGUAAAUCAGUUGUUCGCUCAAACGCUUUCGAUUUCACUUCAAAACCUUUUUAGGAGACUUGCUGUUAGCUAUGUACAUACAUAUGUACAAAUGCGCCUAGAGCAUAUAGAAGCAAUCCUUCGUGAAAAAGAAAAUUAAAAAAAAAAUCUCGCUAACUUUUUUUUGGGAAAUUAGUAUACUUACAUUACUAUUAAGUACACUUGCUUAAUAAGCCGCAGGUGUUCACAAUUUAACUCUGCAUAAUUUUGGUUUAAAAUUAGAACUGCUCAGUUUACACCAAAUUUAUGGAGUGCGAAAAGAUAAUGCCCAUAUACAUAUGUUAUGUUUACAUACAUAGGCAUUUAUUUAUUUAAUCUUUACACUAAACAUACGUAUGAACCUACAGUUUACAUUAUAUUAACCCAAAUACCCACGUCAAUAGUCGGUCGGUAAUUUAACUUAAUUUAAUUAAGUUAACUCUGCAUAAUUUUGGUUUAAAAUUAGAACUGCUCAGUUUACACCAAAUUUAUGGAUGGCUUAAAAGAUAUUACCCAUAUACAUAUGUUUACAUACAUAGGCAUUUAUUUUUUCAAUCUUCACGCUAAACAUACGUAUGAACCUACAGUUUACAUUGUAUUAACCUAAAUACCCACGUAAAGACUCGGCCGGUAAUUUUAUCUCUUAUAUGUAUAAAACACAUACAUAUCGUCGUUUAAAGUACAAAACCGUGUAUCAACAAAAUGCAAAAUCGCGU
This is a messenger RNA of Rhagoletis zephyria (snowberry fruit fly), 1668 nucleotides long. RefSeq lists its product as uncharacterized. The record is from RefSeq and is a predicted model, not a curated record. NCBI's taxonomy places the organism in Eukaryota, Metazoa, Arthropoda, Insecta, Diptera, Tephritidae.